CAUCAACGUCAACCUUGACAUCCACCUUGUAUCCACCACACCAAAUAAUUGCGGCAUCAUGAAUUGGAUCCGAGCGUUCAGAUAGCCAAACAUAUUUUAUCCUGCUCGAAAACGAGUCUGUCAUGUACAAGAAAUGGUCAUUACCAGCAGUGGGAUUUUACUCUAAGCUACUUGCUGGAAUGGAGAGGUGUUUGCACUUACCGAAAACCCUGAGCCUCGUUUCUGGUCAAGCUUUCAAGCCUGGCGAUUGAGGUGGACGGCCGCCGCGGCAUCCCGUCAAACUACUGGAGGCAACAAAGUGCCAUAAUUUGAAGGCUUCUGCCCAUUUCGCCUUCCCCCAUCUUUGUUCUUUCUAUCCAUGAUGCCGCCACCCCAAGCCAAAGCAUGGUCGUUGGUAGUGAUCUUGGAGGCAGCACUUGUACCCAGAGGUGCCUUUGCGCAGAUGUCCACUGUGACAUGCUUGUCCUCCUUUGGUUGGAUGAACAACAGUCUCGGGCAGGAUCCUUGCUUCGUUGCUGCCUACCUUCAGAGCGCCUGUGAAGCUACGACGAUCGAUCCUCUACCUCCCGGUUACAUUUACGCAGCUCCCUCGGCCGCUCUAGCAAACCCUUGCGUAUGUAGUACGGUAACCUACUCGAUGCUUAGCGCUUGCGCCGACUGCCAGAAUGCAACAUAUCUGAAAUAUCCGAUAAACAUUCCCACUGGUAUCAAGGUCCCGAAUUGGGCAUAUUUGAGCGUGUCCGGUGCCAGUGGGUUCGACCCCGUCGCAGCGCAAAGCAACGGAGACCUCCCGGAAUCUACCGCAACUAGUGGUCCUACUAUCACAGUCACUUAUUCGACCACCAUAUCUGCUUCUUUGACCAGCGUGUCUGCUUCUUUAACCAGUUCUUUGGGCGCAGCCACAGGAUCUUCGACGACAUCAUCAACUAACUCGAAAAGUUCAAACGUUGGAGCUAUAGCUGGGGGUGUUGUUGGUGGAAUUGCAGGAGUUGCAGCCAUCAUUGGCCUUGUGACAUGGUACUUUGUCAAACGCCGCCCCUCCUCCACAACGCCAUCAGCCGCUUUCAAUGACAUAGGCGGAGGUCCAGGCCACACUCAAAGUUUUUACUCCACCAACACUACUACAUUCCCUAUGGCGCAGCAAUCACGUCUCUACGACCCCUCUGACCCGACCACUUUCCCAGGUCGUCCUCACUCCUUCACUGGCCCAGUCGCCACAUCUAGCAACGUACACCUAAACCCAUCGAUGCCCUCACCCGUCUUUUCCCGACAGUCGCAUCCUGGACAGUACGCUGGCAUUCCACAGGUCUAA
Molecule: messenger RNA, 1312 nt
Organism: Suillus subalutaceus
Lineage: Eukaryota; Fungi; Basidiomycota; Agaricomycetes; Boletales; Suillaceae
Exons: 7
Coding region: 359-1312 (317 amino acids)
Source: RefSeq, a predicted model, not a curated record